Molecule: messenger RNA, 696 nt
Organism: Thyridium curvatum
Lineage: Eukaryota; Fungi; Ascomycota; Sordariomycetes; Thyridiales; Thyridiaceae
Exons: 1
Coding region: 1-696 (231 amino acids)
Cellular component (GO): mitochondrion
Source: RefSeq, a predicted model, not a curated record
AUGAAGGCCAUCAGAGUGCAGUCGGCACUGGGCCUUCUGCUGCGCCCAAGAAUCGCGCCGGCCUCCCUCACUCCCCUGCAAAUGCGAUGUGUACACCGAGAAUCUGGUCCUCCAUCGAUUCCUCCGCCGAUACCUCUUGUCCCCGACGUCCAGACCUUCCUCACAGUCAUUGGACGUGGCCUCAGCCAGCAUGCAGCCAAGUUUCCAACAUGGGAAGCUUUGUUCUCUUUGACCUCACCACAACUGAAAGAGCUUGGAAUAGAGCCACCUCGGACUCGUCGGUACCUGAUUCAGUGGCGACAGAAAUUCAGAUUGGGGAAGUUCGGCAUCGGUGGAGAUCUGCAGCAUGUUGAGAAUGGCACAGCCCAGCUCAGGGUUCUGGAGGUCGAGAAAGACCCCCUGACGCGCCAGAAGCAUGUUGUCAAUGUGCCUGCUGGAAAGUCAGUAGAGGAGAUCCCGCGAGACGAGUUGGUCAAGGUCAAAGGCUACAAAGUCCGAGGUGCAAGGGCGAUCGCCGGCCCCUAUGCGCUGCCGCUGAAGGAUUCAGCUGGAUCUCAAAUCACGGUCACUGAGGGAAUGUGGGAAGACAAGAGAGGUCACAAGGUUGACGGCGGUGAACGACGUCGGGCAGAGGUCCGCUUCAGGAGGGGUGUGGCUCAAAGGAAAGCAGCAAGAGAACGCCAGGGUUUCUACUAA